Messenger RNA from Aureobasidium musti, 2190 nucleotides. The record is from the annotation of a GenBank genome assembly. NCBI's taxonomy places the organism in Eukaryota, Fungi, Ascomycota, Dothideomycetes, Dothideales, Saccotheciaceae.
AUGGACCCGAACGUUAAGUACUUGACAGAUGAGGAGAUCGACAAAUUCCUCGAGGAACUGGACACUGAUAACGACGGAUUGAUCGAAUACGAUGAAGUCGAGGCGAAACUCGACCAAGUGUCCCACGAAAUAGCUCCUGAACCAGCAGAACACAAUUUGCAUCAUGAAGACCGCUCAGAGAAACGACACCAUUUUCUCCGGAGCUUUAUGGGGACGGACAAAAAUCACGUUCCUGUUGCUGAGUUCAAGAACAUAGCUGAAUCAUGGCACAUUCCUUCAAUGGAGCAAGAGAAANAAGAAGAAGAUGAACAAGCAGACUUUGUCAAGAAAUUGUCUUACGCAAGACGCCUCCGCGCUUACUGGGAAGUCCAUGGACCGGAGUAUGGCUUCCUUGCUCUGNUCGUUGGCAUGCAAAUCGUCUUUGGGACUUGGCAAUUGGUAAAGUACCUGACGACUCCACCAUACAGAGAGACCUUCGGCUGGGGUGUGGUGCUAGCGAAGACAUCUGCUGGAGUGCUGUACCCGACGAUGUUCUUCCUGGUACUGUCCAUGUGUCGCUGGCUAAGCACUGCUCUACGACGCUUCUAUUGGAUCUCGAGGUUUGUCAACUGGGAUCUGUCGCAGGCAUUUCACAUCAAGAUGAGCAUUGUCGCAUUGGUGUUUGCUUCCUUACAUGCCAUCGGUCAUCUGACUGGUAGUAUGUUGUAUGCAAGCCGAUCUGCUCAACAAGAUGAAGUGGCUGCUUUCCUUGGUCCCGAUGCUGUGCCACGGCCCUAUGUCGCUUGGAUUCGGUCGCUUCCUGGAUGGACAGGUCUUGUUACCUUUGGUCUCUUCUGGAUGAUUGGUGCGACAAGUCUACCUUGGGUUCGACGCAAGUCAUACGAAGUUUUCCAGCUUGGACACCUGCUGAUGUUUCCCAUUUUCGCUUUCUUGAUGGCCCAUGGCACAGUGGGAUACCUGCAGUGGCCAAUGAUGGGUUACUUUCUGGCUUUUCCUGUCCUUCUGGUCCUCAUCGAGCGAAUCGUAAGGACUUGCAACGGCUUCUCACCUCUUGCUGCAUACCUUGAAGUUUUGGACAAAGAGACCGUAUGCAUUACCGUCCUCAUGCCCGCAUCUCGCAACUUCGAUUAUAGAGCAGGGCAGUAUGUGUUGCUGCAAGUGCCAGUGCUGAGUCGCUGGCAAUGGCAUCCUUUCACAAUCUCAACAUGCAUAGGAAACGAACUUCAACUCCACAUCAAAACAGACGGCAACUGGACUGGCAGGCUCCGCAAACUGGGUUCUUCCCUUGAUGCUGUGAAGAUCGAAAUUGGAAUCGAUGGUCCUUAUGGUGCCCCUGCGCAACGCUUCUACGACUUUGAGCAGACAAUCAUCGUUGGUGCUGGUAUUGGAGUUACGCCGUUCUCUGGCAUCCUCACAGAUCUGCAAGUCAAAGAAGAGCAACGUGUAGGUACUAGAAGGUGGCGACCCUCGCCGUACCAAAAAGCAGCCGAUUCUCGCCGUGCAUCUCAGCAAUUGAGUCGUCAAACCACUGAGCUUGUUGGUGACAGCGAUAACGAGAAGGCACAAUCAAGUACACCUGAGUCUGAGACUUCUGGUCGAGGGCCUCAGGAGCACGAACCAGCUCAUCGGCAGCAAGAAUCAGGGAUAACAGACCUGUCAAACUACGACCUCGAAACCUACAAACGCGUAGACUUCCACUGGAUGGUGCGGGACCGCAACAAUCUACUCUGGUUCUCCGACCUUCUGAACUACAUCUCUGCAACCACAGACUCACCAUCCUCUCACAGAAACAUCGAUUUCAGAAUCACCACUCACGUAACGCAAAAACGAAAAGCUCUUUCUACACACAUAUUCCGCUGGCUGCUAGAAAAGCACCGUACACCUGAGCAUCCAGAAAGUCCCAUCACUGGUCUAAUCAACCCGACUCACUUUGGACGUCCGGAUAUGAAGACGAUUAUGAACAAGCAUUAUGAGGAUAUGUGUGUGUUACUAGCUGCAAAGAGAGAUUUGUUCAGAGAUGACGGCAAGAGACUGGAAGAUCUAAGUGAUGGGAUCAAGGUAGGCGUUUUCUUCUGCGGCGCUCCAGUUAUUGGGUAUCAGUUGGCGGAUGCGUGUAGAGCGUUGACUGCAAGAGGCAGAGAGGAUAAGACAUUCAUCCAGUAUCAUUUUAUGAUGGAGGUGUUUGGUUGA